AUGAUAGAAAUACUGAGUUCUAUAUUUGUAGUAUUUACAUUUUUAAUGGCAGCAAUACUAGCACAUGUGAUUUCAGGCAAAAGAAAAGCCAAGUUAAUCAUUGGUGAAAAAAAUUACCUGAACAACAAAUAUAAAAUAAAUUUAGAUAUGAUAAUAGAAAAAAUGAAAAAUAAGAAUGUCAUAAAUAUAGAUGAUAUAAAUGAUGAGGAAUUGCUAGCAAUUUUAUUCACAGCUAAGAAGUUUGAAUCCAUACUAAAGAAUAAUGAAAAUUCUAGAUAUUUAGAUAAUAAAGUUUUUUGUAGUAUAUUUCUUGAACCUAGUACAAGAACUAGAUGCUCCUUCGAUUCUGCAAUUUUAAGAUUGGGUUCGAAAGUAAUAAAUAUAACUGAUAUGAAUUCUACAUCUUUUUAUAAAGGGGAAACUGUGCAAGAUGCUUUUACGAUUUUGUCAAAAUAUGUGGACGGUAUAAUCUAUAGGGAUCCAUCAAAUAAUAAUGUAGAUCUUGCUGUUGCAUCAUCAAAGAAACCAAUAAUUAAUGCAGGGAAUGGAACAGGGGAACAUCCAACUCAGUCACUUUUAGACUUUUAUACAAUAUAUAAUUUUUUUCCAUUUAUUUUGGAAAGAGAUAAAAACCAAAAAAUUAAUAUUGCGUUUGUGGGUGAUUUAAAAAAUGGAAGAACUGUUCAUUCACUUAGUAAAUUACUUAGUAGAUAUAAUGUUAACUUUAAUUUUGUAUCAUGUAAAUCUUUAGAUAUUCCUGAAUAUAUAACGCAUAUUAUAAUCAAUAAUUUAAAAAGAAACAAUUUUUAUAAUGAAAAUUCUAUAAAAAAAUAUGAUAAUUUGGAAAAUGGUUUAAAAGAUGCACACGUCAUAUAUAUGACAAGAAUACAAAAAGAAAGGUUUUCUGAUUUACAAGAAUAUAACAAUUAUAAAGAUGCUUUCAUUUUAGACAAUAAUGUUCUGAAGAACAUAAGAGAAGAUGCAAAGAUACUUCAUCCGCUUCCAAGAGUUAACGAAAUAAAAGUAGAAGUUGAUGAAAAUCCCAAAAGUGUGUAUUUUUUACAGGCAGAGAAUGGUUUAUAUGUACGAAUGGCUCUGUUGUACCUUAUCUUUUCAUGA
This is a messenger RNA of Plasmodium malariae, 1119 nucleotides long. RefSeq names its product aspartate carbamoyltransferase, putative. Gene Ontology annotation, molecular function: amino acid binding; aspartate carbamoyltransferase activity. The record is from RefSeq and is a predicted model, not a curated record. NCBI's taxonomy places the organism in Eukaryota, Apicomplexa, Aconoidasida, Haemosporida, Plasmodiidae. The transcript has 3 exons. Gene Ontology annotation, biological process: 'de novo' pyrimidine nucleobase biosynthetic process; amino acid metabolic process. Bases 1 to 1119 code for a protein of 372 amino acids.